AUGAAUGCAAAUCUUCAGGUCAAGUGCUUGUCACCAGGAAGAGGUGUUUUACAUUUGGCCCGUGAUGGUAGAAGCGAUCUCGAAGCUGAAGAACAUGCGAGCGGCCAGGGUGAAGAGAAGAACCAUUGGCACGCAUUCGUUGGAGGUAAUCGAGUUCACGAAGUUGUUCGGCACCCGUCGCAGAUCCUACGCGGUCUGGCUUUUGAGAUGUCGACAGCUCAUUUCCAAAGCGCUGUCGACCUUUCAGACGAUAUCUCCGUUGUCGACAACGACAUUCUGUUUCCUCGGACCCCCUUCAGACAUACCCUGGAAUCCCUUUCUUCAAUAUUUACUGACGUCGAUCCUGCUUAUCUUGCUACCAUCAUAAGCCAUCAAUUUUUUGCUGAAGAUCUCCAUCGGUUGGAUGGAAGCUCGAAUUGUCUCGAUAUUACGGAUACGAACGAUUGCGACUUCGACGACCACGCACGCCAUUUGCUCAACUCCGUGAUCUCGCCUCUUUGCGUAUACUUCACAAUUCUUUCGACCUUCUACAAUGAAGAACCGUCAAUCCCCCAGGUAUUUUUCCAAUACCUAAAAGAACUUCAACACAUCGCUGCGGAAUUCGAAUGGGAAGCGGUUUUUGAAUACCACACGAUCUUUUUCAAUCGCUGCGUUGAUGCGAUGAGGGAAUACCAUGAUUUCUCCGCAUGGGGAGUUCCUGAUAUUCCACUGAUGAGUUUCUACAUACGAGACAAGGCCCCUCGAACCGACGUCUUUGGAUCUGACGACAACCAAACUUUGUUUCCGAUCCGAGAGGAGGCUGAGGAAGAGUAUGGAUCGCCUCCUAGGUCGAGUAGGUCGUCGCCGCAGAGGGCGUUGACCAUCAUUCUGCGGCGAACUUUGGACACUUGUCUUGAUGACUGGAAUGACCUUCAAUUUGUCUCGUACACGAAGUACACUAUAGAUGAUCGCCUCGAUUUGUGCAAUCUUCCUGUAGGAAACCCCGGAGAACCAUUCGGCGCACUGGAGACCGUCUGUCUCGAAUACUCCGUCAACGCGGGAGAUUCCAAUCAAACGAUAUCGGUGUCUGACAUCGCCGAACGAUUUCUAUCAUACGAGGGUGACGAUUACCCGUACCUAACUGUCAUCAGAUUCAAAGAUCAUUGUGAGGCGAUGGACAGGGCAUGGAACAGAGGCAUGGCAGCCCGCCCUAUCGAGGCGCACUGCACUCCGAAGGAAAUUCCACCCCAGGUUCACUUUCCGGAGAAGCGCUGGACGCGUCGUACGCAGGAUGACCCGCCCCAUAUCAAGCGCUGGACAAUUUCCGUUCGAUCCUGGCUUAAACGCCAAGUGAAAAAUCUUCGGCCCCCAACGAAGCGUGCUAGACAUGUCCUUGCCUCGCUCGUACGGCGGAAUUUAUAUAAUAGGAGCAUGGACUCCCUCGGUUCCUUCCGCUCUCUGGAUUCCGACGUGACGAUCAAAGUUACCCCGAACAUUUUGCGUCGAAAGUCUAGUAUCCUGAGCUUCAAAACUCUAAUAUAGGUGGACAAUCUUACGAAUAGUCUGGACGGAAAUAUGGACUCGUGAUUUCUGUGUGGUAGGAUUUUUACCGUUGCUUUCGAACCAUUUCGUUCCUCCAAUUUAUUUCGGACUAGUAUUGUUAGACUUUUGUCGGUAGAUUCUUUAAUAUUUCGUAGUCGUAAAGACUUUUUUCUUUCCGUCAAUACUAUAGACACUUACCUAUGUAGAUAAUACCAUCUUCCAAAG
Molecule: messenger RNA, 1746 nt
Organism: Laccaria bicolor S238N-H82
Lineage: Eukaryota; Fungi; Basidiomycota; Agaricomycetes; Agaricales; Hydnangiaceae
Exons: 5
Coding region: 1-1521 (506 amino acids)
Source: RefSeq, a predicted model, not a curated record